CUACCAAAGCCAAAAGCAACAUGGCGAGCCGCUUGUGUUCGAUCUACAGCGGCUGUGAAACAAAAAGGUUUUUCCAACUAUUUCUCUAGUUUAGUAAGAUAGGAACUGUGCUUCUCGACUGUUUUUUUAUAGGAGACAAGUAGUUUUCUCCAAGACAGAUACGACACAGCCGAGUCAAAUGGUAAGGUUAUUUUAUGCGCUCUGAUCUCCGAAUUUAAACUGGUGUAUUUAACUGUGGGCGCCAGUAAGAAUAUAUAGAAAAGCGAUCGUUGAUCGCAUCAACUAUUUUUUAUAUCCGUAUGGAACAUUUGCAUUUUUUACAAUAUUCUUAAUUAAAUCGUUGCUGAUAGACAAAGAUAAUGUCUUUCAUACCGGGUGAUUCGUAAGAUUAUCCAGUAUGCCCGAAAUGAUGAAAUCGAUUAAGAGUCUUGCUAUGCGCGCUUCGAAAACUGUCAGAUAAGUAUCACAUUUGACAUGCUAGUGCUAAUUCAUGGCUAUUAGUCAAGCGAUAUAUCCUUUAAAAAAAAACUGCGCUUUCUUUGAACCAUGAGCAGAUGUACGUGGAAACAAUCGUUGGUUGCAAGCGCCAUGCGCAGUACAAUCGGGAAAUGAGCCCUAUAGUUUAUGUAUAAAAUAAUACAUGUGGUGUUCAAUUUGUCAACUCAAUUCCUGUUUGAUUUUUUUGUGGUCGUAAAGGAUUCGUUUACUCCUCUCCCACCGCCGCCAAGUUCACAGCCGACCAGAGACCUCCGCCGCCUCUGGGUUGGCAAUCUCGAUCAGCGGGUGACAGAGUUCGCUCUCCUCAACAUUCUUAAGCCGUUCGGAUCUGUCACCCAGUUCGACCUGCUUGUCCACAAAGCAGGUCCGAUGAAAGGUCUUCCGAGAGGAUAUGCAUUCGUAACUUUUGAAACAGAUGAACAAGCCGAACUCGCAGUACGUAAACUUGAUGGGCAACGGCUUCUAGAGCGUCGACUUGCUGUCAGCUAUGCCCAUGAAGCUCCGACGCCUCAACAAGGCUCAGGAGUUGGAGGUAUUCGGCCAAACAUGGUGGUAUCGGGAAACAUUGCUGGAGCUAUUGCAUCGUCUUCAGUUAGCGGCAAUUUAGUUUCAAAAACCAAAUCAAAUUCAGGCGACGUGAAUUCGCAGAUCCGCGCUAUCGAAGCCAAGCUUAAGGCGUUAAAGGAGCGCUCCGACUCAGAUCUGACGCGCACAUUAGCAGCUACAGCUAUCGGGCCAAAUAACGGACAUUCGUUAAAUAUCGCGCAACAGAUUAAUAUGGCUGCCGGAAGAGAAGGCCGUCCAGGGUCGAGCAUGAUUAGAAAUGGCGGGUUUGCAGCAAGACACGCCCAUCGAAAAGACUUCUCAAGAUCGUCACGACCAUACCAGCGACGUGGAAGAGAAGGUUGGCGUUAAGAUUUUAUUGACCAUUCUUCAUUAAGCGGCGAGCUACGCGCGUAGUAUACAAUGUUGACAUCAGCAAUGGCGAUUUUCUGGUGACCAACUUUUUCUAUUGAAGCGAUGAUAAGACGAACGAAAAUCCGGCAAAUUUGGUUUCGCAAAACGGAUCUUUAAUCACAACCCAAUUCAUUUAGGAAUAUGAUUAAGUGUAAUGUGACUACUGAGGUAAUAUAGCUCUUACCAGGAUCCAUUAUCGGCAAUUAAUUAACUACACGAUGGAUCGAGGUGCCGGUCGAGAGUUAAAUCUCACCUGAAUUUACCACCCGACCACAAAUAUCUGACGCCUAUCAAAAAAAUGGUUUAUGCUUUUUUUUUUUUGUGAAGUUCACGUACGUGUAUUUCUUAAACAAGCGUAGAAGAAUGCGUAAUCAUGGUGUAUGUAAAAAUCGACCACUGUUUCACAUAAGAUGUAUAUUUUCCAUUCAACGGUCAAAGUAAAUACCGUUGUACAUACAGAUGUAUAUGAUCCCAUGUAGAUUGAAACACCGACUUUUAACGUCAAGAAAUAGACUAAGUCAAUGAAUGCUAACAUGUUUCUUAGUAGACUUGAUUGAAGUACAAAUCGAGUUCCGGCUAAUCUAGGUUCCGUUUAUCCUUAGCUCCGUAUAGUUGCUAAAUGAAAGGAUAGGAUAGAAUUUGAAGCAAAAAUAUAUCAAAUUAUUCAAGUUGUACAUGGAAAGCAGUGUGCAUAUUAAAGGCACGUUAUAAAUAGAAUAUAAUAUACAUUACCCGUCUGUAACAUACUGUGUACAUAAGUGCGUGCUGACGGGAGAGGCUGCAACAUCCAUCGCUAGAGCUCACGUGACUUAGUAUUCCAUCCAUGAAUUUUUCUCACAAAAUUAAAAACUACCGGCAGUUUUGUCGUGCGUAAAAUACCUUG
Molecule: messenger RNA, 2338 nt
Organism: Varroa destructor (honeybee mite)
Lineage: Eukaryota; Metazoa; Arthropoda; Arachnida; Mesostigmata; Varroidae
Product: putative RNA-binding protein 18
Molecular function (GO): RNA binding
Source: RefSeq, a predicted model, not a curated record